AAGUCCUCACGUUUGCUUGGAGAAGAAGCAAAAGAGCGGUGUCUAUCUAGGGUUUUCCAUCGGCAGAAGAAAUCGAAAAGAAGAAGGAGAAGAUGAUAGAGGUGGUGUUGAACGAUCGUCUUGGGAAGAAGGUGAGAGUGAAAUGCAACGACGAUGACACGAUCGGGGAUCUGAAGAAGCUCGUGGCCGCCCAAACGGGGACCCGCGCUGACAAGAUCCGGAUCCAGAAGUGGUAUAACAUCUACAAGGACCACAUCACCCUCAAGGACUACGAGAUCCACGACGGCAUGGGCCUUGAACUCUACUACAACUAGGUCCGAGUGGAUGAAGAUGCUGGUGGGCAUGGGCCAUAUAAUUGCAUUCAUAAGCACUGUUAUCAGCCAGUAAUUUCUACCCUAUAUACAAACAUGUGUAAUACAAGUAUGAAAUAGCUUUCUACUUGUACCAUUGAGCUUUCUGGGCUACUUUGUCAUGUAAGUAAUUUUCGUUCAACACUGGUUCCUGACAGAGUUGUGUGCUUUUCUGUUCACUUGUCAUUUUCUGGUUGGUUGAACUUCUCUAACCUUAGUGAGAGAAGCAGUGCUUAAGCAAACAUUCUACAGGCUUUAUGUUUGUAA
This is a messenger RNA of Magnolia sinica, 617 nucleotides long. Its product is annotated as ubiquitin-like protein 5. The transcript has 2 exons. Gene Ontology annotation, molecular function: protein tag activity; protein binding. Gene Ontology annotation, biological process: mRNA splicing, via spliceosome; protein modification process. NCBI's taxonomy places the organism in Eukaryota, Viridiplantae, Streptophyta, Magnoliopsida, Magnoliales, Magnoliaceae. The record is from RefSeq and is a predicted model, not a curated record. Gene Ontology annotation, cellular component: nucleus; cytoplasm. Bases 93 to 314 code for a protein of 73 amino acids.